This is a messenger RNA of Xyrauchen texanus (razorback sucker), 2301 nucleotides long. It is a transcript of the gene drgx, whose product is annotated as dorsal root ganglia homeobox. The record is from RefSeq and is a predicted model, not a curated record. The transcript has 7 exons. NCBI's taxonomy places the organism in Eukaryota, Metazoa, Chordata, Actinopteri, Cypriniformes, Catostomidae. Gene Ontology annotation, molecular function: RNA polymerase II transcription regulatory region sequence-specific DNA binding; DNA-binding transcription factor activity, RNA polymerase II-specific. Gene Ontology annotation, biological process: regulation of transcription by RNA polymerase II. The coding region runs from base 875 to 1750 and encodes 291 amino acids.
UCCUUGUGUAAUGCUAUUAGAGAACCAAUUAUGUACCAUUACGCUUGCUUUUUUGCAGUUUAUGUUAUUUCAUCCAAUGCCGUCCUCGACUUCAAAAUUUCAGAUGGUACUCGGAGCCUCAUUUCCAGCAGCAGAGGAGCGACGGUGUCUGCGCGAGGCGUCCCACAUGCGUUUUAAAAGUAAUUGAAAGGGUCCCGCUGCAUAUAAUUUACGCGAGAGUGGGAAAUAAAUCUUUGGACCCCUUGCUGUGAACAAAAUCAAAAUGUAGACCUGCGAGCGCACAGCCAGUGGAUUCUCGUAUAAAGUGGACCCCUAACCCAUAUAAUGAGCAAUUACUGGUCUGACAGCCAAUUUUAAAUUCAAAAACAGUCAUCUAGAUUUUUAAUAUAAAAAGCAACUGUAUAAAAAGUGCAUCGUGCUUGUGCCCGUGUGUUUGUAAUUUGGGAAUAUGCAUGCAUAAAAGGUAAAGUUACACUUUCGGAGUAAUUCGGAGAUGCCUUGGAGAAUUUUGACGUUUACCACCACAUGUGCAUUCCGGUUGGCCGGACGACAGCGCAUGCAAUAAAAAAAAAAAAAAAAAAAGCAGAUUAAUUGCAAUUACGUGUGAGAUUAUAAAGGCGAGUGUUGUCAUGCUCUAAACAGUCACAAAGACAGCUGGUCACUCCCUCCUCGUGUGCAAGAAAGAGGAUGAGUUGGAGCAGGGGAGGUAAACGCGCAGCACUCAGUGAUUGACGGUGGGAGUGUGAUUGCUCAGCUGAGGUGGAGUAAGAGACACUUCAUCACUGCGCGAUUGCACAACAGAUCAUCUAUAGAGUGAAAUAUUCUCGAAUUGUUCUACUGCUGGGUGCAAGUCGUAAAGCACCGGGAAACAGAUAUGUUUUACUUUCACUGUCCUCCACAGUUAGAGGGAGAGUGCUGCAGGACGAACACGCUGAAUACAAAUGGAUUUGGGAAUCAUGCCACUGGAGACUUUGAUGACGGUUUUCUGCGCAGAAAGCAACGCAGAAACAGGACAACCUUCACUUUACAACAGCUGGAAGCUUUAGAGGCAGUUUUUGCACAGACCCACUAUCCAGACGUUUUUACUAGAGAAGAGCUGGCUAUGAAAAUUAACCUAACAGAGGCCCGAGUCCAGGUGUGGUUUCAAAAUCGAAGGGCAAAGUGGAGAAAAACAGAGAGAGGAACUUCGGACCAUGAGGGAGGCAAAGAGCAAAUCAGUGAUGGCACCCCUCCUGCAAGAAACCUGAACCAGUCCCCUGUUGACCACAGCAGAAAUAAGAAAGACCCAAUGGAAAUACAGCAAAGUAUUAACAGAGUGGUUGGUUCAGGUGGACCUUUUUUCCCAUCUUGUCUGCCUGGUACUCUGCUUAACACAGCUACUUAUGCACAAGCCUUGUCACAGGUUGCAACUUUAAAAGGAAGUCCGUUGUGUUCCUGCUGUGUGCCUGACCCAAUGGGCCUCUCCUUCCUGCCACCGUAUGGAUGCCAGAGUAACCGGACAGCCAGUGUUGCAGCCCUGCGCAUGAAGGCCAGAGAACACUCUGAGGCAGUGCUGCAGUCAGCCAACCUGCUGGGGGUAGGGUCUGCAACUGGGCCCACAGCUGGGCCAGGGGUCGGGCUGGGCCAAAGCUCUGUUGCUGCUGGAGGAGGUGAUUCCAGUCCUAACUCUGCUGCAUCUAAGAUCACAUCACAACGAAGAACUCCAGACAAGCACCUGCAUUGCCAAAAGGAGGGUCCAGAUAAGAAAUGAGGGAGUAUUUUUUCCCCACAUGGAGGACAUACUUUGGAUUUAUAAUCAAACAUUGAAUGCCUGCUGCCUCUUUUUUGAGCACUUACAUACCGUGGACAGGAUGGUGUUAAGUGCAAUCCUUGAUGUGUAUUUUGUGUGUAUGUGUGUCAAACUAUUAAUUCAAUUGUAAUUUAUCUCUCAUUGUUCAAUUUGCUCCGAUGGUUGGCAAUGGGUUGCCCUACUCUUGGGACAGUACAUGUGGGCACUUGGCACUGUAAUCUGUUUUCUAUUUUUUAUUUUCUUCAACAUGUUGUGUUUAAAGAAAUUGCCCUGGUUGCCAAUGUGAAUUUAUUUAUUUAUUUUUCUCAAUCCACUUUGAUGUUUUAAUUAUACUGCCUUGUGUACUGUGAAGUCAGAUGAUGGUAAACAUUGCAUUGUGUUAAGAUAUAUGCCAUGCUGUAAUCUAAACGUACUAAUGUGAUAUAAUAUAUGUAAAAUAAUAUCAAGGACAGAAAUGUAUAUUAAGUGGUUUGUCAUAUUUUAUUAUAUGAUCUAGCUAAUUCUUAUCCAUG